Molecule: messenger RNA, 2012 nt
Organism: Gambusia affinis (western mosquitofish)
Lineage: Eukaryota; Metazoa; Chordata; Actinopteri; Cyprinodontiformes; Poeciliidae
Product: syntaxin-11-like
Exons: 2
Coding region: 339-1226 (295 amino acids)
Biological process (GO): exocytosis; intracellular protein transport; synaptic vesicle fusion to presynaptic active zone membrane
Cellular component (GO): SNARE complex; synaptic vesicle; presynaptic active zone membrane
Molecular function (GO): SNAP receptor activity; SNARE binding
Source: RefSeq, a predicted model, not a curated record
CCAAGUCUAAACUAUGAAGGCUGUUUUUCCAGUUCAAGGGAAACUCACCCUUACCUGCAGGUGUUCCAAAUGGAUUUUUUGAUAGGACUGUCACCUUAAGGAGUCACAUAAUCUCUAUGCUAAUAGCAGAAACUUUGUCAUUGAGGAAGUUGUGUUUUGGUGGGAAGGUCUUGGUAUGUCACCUGUGCAGGGGUAGGCGGCUGCACACUGAACAGACAGCUGACUUCCCUCUUGUCAGAGUGAAAAGAUGCCACAAGCUCUUCGGAUCAAACAAACAAGAUAAGCUGAAAAGGGUUUUACUUAGUUUUUGGAUAUUGUGAGACUCCAAAAACGGCAAAAUGCGGGACAUGCUGGUGAGACUCCAGACCAUCAGCGAAGAGCAGGAGGGCUAUGAGCCAGAGCUUACUGGACCUGAAUACGACGUCGACAAGAAGACUCUGAUUCAAGAUGCUGUCGUUUUUGAUUACUCUACAGAAAUGGAUGGUAUCCUGGAGGAGUCGCAUUCCAUACGCAAAGAUAUGUCCUUGCUUAAUUUGGAGAUUCAGCGCCUGAGGAUCCAUAAUGAGCGUUAUGGCACAACCGUGAGACGUCUCACUUUUCUGAAAAGGGACUCUGACUCCAUUGCAAGAGGAAUUCAUCAUCAAGCAGAGUCUCUGCAUAACCAAAUACAGAACCUGGGUAAAGAGUGCAGCAGGCUGGAGGAGAAAAAUGGUCCCAAUGCUGCAGUUACUCGCGUUGCCCGUACCCAGUAUGAAACUCUCAUCUGUUCAUUCCGUGAAGUCAUGAGUGACUACCAUAAGGUUGAGGAGAAACAGAGAGGCACAUGCAGGACAAGGCUCCAGAGGCAAGCUUCCAUAAUGGGGGCAGAAAUGAGCGAGGAAGACCUGAAUAACUUGGUGGACAAAGGUGGUGAGGGCUGGACCGAGCUGUCCCAGAAUCUUUGCCAGGAUGGUAGCCGUUCAUGCCGUUUAGCCCUGUCUAACAUCAAAGACAGACAUAAAGAGCUGAUGGACCUGGAGGCCAGACUGAAGGAGGUCCAUGAACUGUUCCUCGAUAUGGCCAUACUCGUAGAAGAACAGGGUUUGCUUGUUAAUAAUAUUCAACUUAAUGUGUGCAAAACGGAAGAAUAUACUGAAGAGGUAAAUUGUAAAUUAGUCAGGGCCAAAGUUUACAAGAAGAAGAACCCUUGUUUGCAAUGUUGUCCCUGGCUACCAUGCUGGAAAUAAAGAGGAGCAUUCUAAGACUUCAGUCAAUAAUGUGCAGUUUAUCAAACAAUCAAGUUUAUGAGACAAAUGUUUUAACCACGUAAAAAGAGAUGGCAUCAGAAUGAAGUAUGGUUCGCAAUCAUUUUAAUUUAUGGGAACUGCAAUCUUUACAGAUUCUCAAAUAUGCAAAUUGCUGGAAUUACUCCAGUAUGUGAAGCUUGAUAUUUAAUGUUUAUUGAAAACUUUCUUAGUACAGUAAAGUUUCUCUAUGAUUACAUGACUAAAUCAGUGGAGGUGUGUUUGUGACAUCAGAUGAGUCGAUAUUUUAAAUAGAAAAUGUUUCAGUUUGGAAUGAUUUUAAAAUGUUUGGAUUAAAAUAAAUACCUGCUACAUUGAAUUGUUUUUGAGUGACCCACAUUUUGGCUACACCAACAGACUUGAAUCACGUGGGGAAGCAUUUCACAUGUUCAGAAAUGAGUAAGAAUUGGAUUCAUGAGAAGAAGAAUGUUCAUAAUUUACACAAGACAGUGAAUUACAGACUUCCAGUGUCCAUGUACAAUUCUAAGAUGGACAUGGUUAGGGUUUUUAUAAUAUGAGCUUAGGAGAUGCUUUGUUUUUCAAGUUAUAUUUUAUUUUUUUAAGUCUAUUACAUCCUAUAAUUUUGAAUCUAAGCGAAAGAAUAUAGCUUAAAACAUUUAAUAAAUUAACAAGUUGGCAAGAAAUGUAACAGGAUGAAUAAACACAAGUUAAUGAUGUCUUUCUAUAUACUUUAAAUCUAAACUAAAGUAAAGCAUCUUCUUUCAAAUU